Molecule: messenger RNA, 606 nt
Organism: Fusarium sp. VM40
Lineage: Eukaryota; Fungi; Ascomycota; Sordariomycetes; Hypocreales; Nectriaceae
Source: the annotation of a GenBank genome assembly
AUGUCUGAACCAUCACUGCCAACAUCUACUAUCGUGGCAGCGACAUCCUCCGACCAACCUUCACCGACAAUAUCUCCCUUUAUUCUCGCCUUCAACAUUGUCGUCGCCGUCUUCAGCUGGUUCUUCUCAUUCAAUUGGUCCGGCCUCUUCUCACGACUCUUGACCGUUAUCAGGCUUCCCUUUCGCCUUAUUCUCUUACCGCUGUCUUUUUUUGCAAAUGUGCUUCUCACUGUGUUUGCACCAGCUAUAUACCUUUUCUCGUACACUAUUUCUAGUGUGCGUUCUAUAUGGGCGUUUUUCGCUAGUUUAGAGCCACUUUACACCUUUUUUGGCGCCGCAGCUGGUGUUGGCAUCUUAGCUGGCAUCACCUUGGCCAUCUUCUCAUCUCUCAUUACAUCCUACCUGGGAAUGCAGAAUGACGACCCGGCCUCGAGAGGCCCGGUUUCUAAGGAGAACUUGCUCGAGCCUAGCAGUCGACGAGACUCGCAGUCAUCGGGCACCGAGCUUGACUGGCAAUGGCUUGAUUCAUCCAGUCAAAGACGGCGACCAGCUAGUGGUUUACUUUCACAGACAAUUCUCGAGGAGGAGGAUGAUUCGGAGUACUGA